Messenger RNA from Trichogramma pretiosum, 1586 nucleotides. RefSeq names its product U4/U6.U5 tri-snRNP-associated protein 2-like. The transcript has 2 exons. Gene Ontology annotation, molecular function: zinc ion binding; cysteine-type deubiquitinase activity. Lineage: Eukaryota; Metazoa; Arthropoda; Insecta; Hymenoptera; Trichogrammatidae. Bases 87 to 1571 code for a protein of 494 amino acids. Gene Ontology annotation, biological process: protein deubiquitination; spliceosomal complex assembly; mRNA processing. The record is from RefSeq and is a predicted model, not a curated record.
CAACGUAGAACCAAUACAUUAGUGCGUGUGCGGCGUGUGUAUAUACUGCUCCAGUGUUGACAUUUAUAACAAUUCACCUAAUAAUCAUGGUUAUUCCACAAAAAGAGAGUCUCAAGAGAAGUUUUGAUAAUGAUAAUUCUGACGAAGAAGUAUUGGAGAAGAAAGUUAAAACUGAUGAGCCAAUACUGUGUCCCUAUUUAGACACUAUCAACAGACAUGUCUUGGAUUUUGAUUUUGAAAAGCUGUGCUCAGUGUCUCUGUCAAGAAUUAAUGUGUAUGCAUGCUUAGUUUGUGGAAAAUAUUUUCAAGGAAGAGGCAACAACACUCAUGCUUACACACAUAGUGUAUCCGAAAGUCAUCAUGUAUUUUUAAAUCUCAAUACACUAAAGUUUUACUGUCUUCCAGAUAAUUAUGAAAUUAUCGACUCAUCCCUGAAGGAUAUUAAAAGAGUUCUAAACCCAACUUACAGCGAUGCCAAAAUUGCAGAUUUAGAUAAAAAUAGUAAGCAAUCAAGAGCUAUUGAUGGCUCUAUGUACUCUCCUGGUAUUAUUGGUUUGAAUAACAUCAAAGCUAAUGAUUAUUGCAAUGUUAUUCUGCAAGCCUUGGCGCAUGUCUCGCCAUUGCGAGAUUAUUUUCUUAAAGAAUCCAACUAUUCCAAAGUAAAACGACCACCCGGUGAUUCAUCUUUUAUUUUAGUCCAAAGAUUUGGAGAAUUGAUGAGAAAGUUAUGGAGUCCUCAUAAUUUUAAAGUACAUGUAAGUCCACAUGAAAUGUUGCAGGCAGUUAUUUCAUGGAGUGACAAAAAAUUUCAAUUUACUGAGCAAGGAGAUCCAGUUGAUUUUUUAUCAUGGUUUUUGAAUGCUUUACACAUAGCUUUAAAGGGUACAAAAAAAGAAAACUCUAGUAUUAUUUAUAAAACAUUUUUAGGAAAAAUGAGAAUAUUCACACGGAAAAUUCCUCCACUUGAAUUAGAAGAAAGUCAACGGAGUGAACUUAUGAACACUGAUGAAUACAAAGAAACGGCAACGGACAGCCCUUUUCUAUUUUUAACAUGUGACUUGCCACCUCCACCUCUGUUCAAAGAUCAAGUUGAGGAAAAUAUUAUUCCUCAAAUCAACUUGUAUACGCUUCUGAACAAAUUUAAUGCAACGAAUGAAAAAGAAUAUAAAACUUAUAAGGACAGUUUUAUGAAAAGAUUUGAAAUAAGAAAACUUCCACCUUAUGUAAUUCUUUACAUCAAACGUUUCACAAAAAAUACAUUUUUUGUUGAAAAAAAUCCAACGAUCAUAAACUUCCCUGUUAAGAACAUUGACUUUGGUGAUAUAUUAACUCCAGAAGUAAAAGCAUUGCAUCCUAGUACAAGUUACGAUCUUGUUGCUAAUAUUGUGCAUGAUGGAGAACCAAGUAACGGUACAUACAAGGUUCAUAUAUUACACAAAGGUUCUCAACAGUGGUAUGAAGUGCAAGAUUUACAUGUAACGCCAAUUUUACCACCUAUGAUUACAUUAACAGAGGCUUACAUUCAAAUUUAUGAACUAAAAAACUGUGAAGAACAGGUAAUUAAAGUUUAGAGAAUGUAUAAUGCU